GAGAGAGAGAGUGUGUGUGUGCUGUUCUUCAUCCCUCUCUCCUCCUCUUCCUCUCUCCGUCUCUCCGCUCUCUGUUUCGGUGCUGAAGCUGAGACACUCUGUCCGUGCGUUGCCGUGGAGAUGGGCUGCCGGCUGUCGGGGCCGUGGCUGGGGGACGGGAUGGGGGUGAAUACUCGGGACUUGAGCCACAUACGGAAGAGAGAGGCUUUAAGAAUUCUGGCCAGCUACGAGCAGCCAAUCACGCUGCAGAUAGAGGGGCGGAGGGGGCGGAGCCUGCAGUUCCACAGAACGUCAGACUGCAGUACACAAACAGAGCGGCCAUGGGACACCUUACAUACCCUCGCCAUAACACACGGGCCGUACUCUGACAGGCCCUACUACAGUCACGUGACCCUGCCUGGUGACCAUGGAGACGGAGGCAGAUAUGAUUACCUACCCAACGCUCCGCGGGACCUGGAGGACAUGCACGCUAUUCCAUGCCAUGAUCCUGAGCUGUCGGCAAGAGGGCCACCGGGACAGAGCUGUCUCAUUGGCUGCUGCAACACCAACUUGGAGGAACCCAGUAGCUUCCAGAGUCAGACCGAGGACGAGGACUACAUGCUGGAAAAAACAAUGGGUUAUCUUCCUCUACAUCAUGAGCUGGACAGCGGGUUAGGCUGGACUGACGGCAGCUUCCACCAGGGGGAGCUCUCAGGUGUGGAGACAGAGGAGGGCCUGGAGGAGUGCCACACACACCGAGGGGGAGGAGGAGGCUCACCUUCAUCCGAGUCGUUCAUAUCUUCUGAGCUGAGUGACUCCGGGUUCUACAGCGUUAGCACCGGCGAGUUCCUGCGGUUUCCAGCGGCUGCUGGAGAAGCGGAUGCGCCUUUACAACGCCCGCAUGCACCACCAGGGGGAGCUCAGGGACAGCCAGAAGGGUCACCGUGAGCUGGAGGCCAUCCCAGAAGCACUAACGGUCCAGCCCCAGAACGUCUGUGUGCCUGGUGGUGUUGGUGGGCACCCAAGAGGUUUGUUUAGGGUGUCUUCAGUGCAGUUCCGGAAGACGGAGCGUCCCUGUUUGAACCGGCACAGCUCCAGCAGUGGCGCCCUUUUCACGCCCCAUGCCGCUCUCUCAACCUGCAGUACUCCCUCCAGCCAGAGGAGGAUGCCACCACACCACAGCUCCUCUACUGGGAUGCUGAGGAGAAGCAGAACGCUGCAUCAUCGCCCGCCACAUGUUGAACACCGCAGGAGAGCAAGUCACCCAGCGUCGCCAAACUACUGCAUGACCCUGCAAAACUACGGGCACAGGAUCCAGCAAGAGCUGCCCGAGGAAUCUGAAACGGAUGUGCACCAUGCUAACCACCCAUCACACCAUGCUAACCAAGCCACACACCAUGCUAACCAAGCCAUAAACUAUGCUAACCACUCAACGCACCAUGCUAGCCAAGCCACACACCAUGCUAACCAUCCAAGUCACCCAGCCGAUUAUGCUACACACCAUGCAAACCAAGCUACACACCAUGCUAACCAAGCUAACCAAGUUCCACACCAGGCUAACCAUCCAAUACACCCCACUGACU
This is a messenger RNA of Colossoma macropomum (tambaqui), 1562 nucleotides long. RefSeq lists its product as uncharacterized. Lineage: Eukaryota; Metazoa; Chordata; Actinopteri; Characiformes; Serrasalmidae. The record is from RefSeq and is a predicted model, not a curated record. Bases 121 to 927 code for a protein of 268 amino acids. The transcript is spliced from 5 exons.